This is a messenger RNA of Rhizophagus irregularis DAOM 181602=DAOM 197198, 1201 nucleotides long. The record is from RefSeq and is a predicted model, not a curated record. Lineage: Eukaryota; Fungi; Glomeromycota; Glomeromycetes; Glomerales; Glomeraceae.
AUGAAUACUAAAUACAGGAUUUCAAAAUACUUGACAAGUGUAUUUUGUGGGUUACCUAUUGACAUAGAAACUAGAAACAAGUAUUUUUUAAGAAUACGCCAAUUAUUAUUGGAUAAACUUGUUGUUAUUAAAAAUAGAAUGAAGAAACAAGAAAAGAACAGACAAACUACAACUUAUAUUAAAUUUAGUCAUGGUCGAACAUGGUAUUUGGGGUUUUAUAUCCCAUGCUCGUUUUGUAGUAAGUUCUAUGCUUAUGUUAUGUCAAGAAAUAAAAAAGUUUGUCAAAAUUGUCGUUCGAAGGUGAUAGUAACUCCUACACCUCCACCACAAAAUGUGUUUAAGAAUUUUUGUCAAGUUAAACAAGUAAUAAGUAAACGCGUAGGCGUGUCUUAUACAAAAAAAGUCUCGAUGGACGGUGGAGCUGGAGCAGAAAAGUAUAAAAAGAGGUUUAAAAACAGCCUCAAGAGUAACAAGAAUAAAUGGCAGUUUACAAAUAAUGGAAUUGAAUCAAAGGUACUCAUUUCCAAACAUAGGUUGAAACGUAGAACUGAUAUUCUUAAGAAACAUUAUAUAUCAGAAAAAGAAAUGGAGUUUCUGAAAAAAGAAGCUUUUUUUGAACGAAAAGAUAGUAAGAUAGCAGAACAGUCGAGUAGUGCUGGUCAAUGUACUACGAUAGACAAUAUUAUUACAAACCUUCAGGAAAUGGAAAUUAGUGGACAGAAUAAUGUCGCUCCUUGGCAGGAAAUACUCGGGAGGCAAGAACCUAUUACAAAGGCAGAAUUUCAUCAGGAAUUGAAUAGUAUUAGAGAUAAAUGUCUUUUAACGACAUAUUGUAAUAGUGUUAGAAGAGGGAGGCGUGUACGUGAUGUUACUCAUGACUACGUGGUUAAUCAAUGUGCAAUUAGAGCUCGUAAAAUAGAGCAAGAUAAAAAAGCUAAGUCACAUAGUAAAAAACAUACUGAAGUGUGUGUCAAAGAUGUUGACUGUAAUAUGUUAGAAAGUAAUUGGAAUAAAUGGAAUGAUUUGGCAUUCCAUCGAGGUGGUUAUUAUUGGGCAAAUUUUUAGGUAGAUCAUAACAGUCACCUUUGAAUUUGAGGUCGCAUCAUGGUUUUUAACAAUGAUGUGAUCGUUUAGGUGAUAGGUCGACUUGUUCUUUAUAAAAAGUAGUCUUGUUUCAUAAUGCUUAAUUCUUAUAUGUAUU